Messenger RNA from Cornus florida, 1406 nucleotides. RefSeq names its product probable ribose-5-phosphate isomerase 4, chloroplastic. The coding region runs from base 139 to 1041 and encodes 300 amino acids. Lineage: Eukaryota; Viridiplantae; Streptophyta; Magnoliopsida; Cornales; Cornaceae. Gene Ontology annotation, molecular function: ribose-5-phosphate isomerase activity. The transcript has 9 exons. Gene Ontology annotation, biological process: pentose-phosphate shunt, non-oxidative branch. The record is from RefSeq and is a predicted model, not a curated record.
UGUUUUCCAUCAAAACAAACGGGCCCUUGUAGCUGGUGGCGCCGGUUAAAAUUUCCUUAUCCAUCAGAACCGGGAUUCUGGCUUCUGGGUAAGAAAGGGUCAGAAGGAGAGGGAGAAAGAGAGAGGAGAGAGAUCAAAAUGGCAUCACCAGCAGCUUUGCUUCCUUGCUUAUCCUCCUACCUAAAUAUGCAUAUGCAGGUAACAAACAAGAAGAGUCUGGGCUUGGCCUCUUCCACACGAAGAACCAAUUCUCUUCCUACCAUCACUCGCUCAAGUCUCGCCGACAAUGCUCGCCUCCUUGAAGCAGCUGCCAAGCACACAGUGGAUACAUACGUCAGAAGUGGCAUGGUGGUUGGCUUAGGAUCUGGCCUUGCUUCUGGUAUGGCAAUACAAUAUUUGGGUCGACAACUUCGGGCUGGUGCCAUACAAGAUAUAAUAGGGAUACCCACAUCUGUUGGUAGUGCGAGUGAAGCAGCAAAGGCAGGAAUUCCAUUGGAUAGCUACCAAGAUUGUCCACAAAUUAAUUUUACGUUUAGUGAUGCUGAUAUUAUAGAAGAAGGAACACUUGUGGCAGUCAUUGGACGUGGAAGAACUCAAGCAGAGGAGUCUAUAAUUCAAGAGAAAACUAUUCUUGAAGCAGCUGAGAAGCUAGUGUUCAUUGUCACUGAAAAACAGUACAAAGGUGAUCUAGAUGGUUCAGUUCCAGUUUUAAUUAAUUGUUUUAACUGGAUGGAAGCUGCUGAAGAGAUUGAUGACCUUUUCCUUGGUGAUGCUGAGGUAUGGAGGAGAUCAUCAGUAGGGCAUGCAGGUCCACUAGGAGGAGAGUUCCCACUAGUAACUAAAGAAGGGCACAGUGUUCUUGAUGUUAUUUUCACAUCUCCAAUACUAAACCUUGCUGAUGUCGCUGAGAGUCUUGAUAAAGUUGAUGGGGUUGUAGCCCAUGGAGUCAUCUCCAGAAUCCCAUGCACAGCAGUAAUUGCUUCGGAAAAUGGGGUGUGCGUCGUCGACAAUUCACCAAAGGAUGCGCUCAAGAACGUUUAAUCUCAACAGUAUCACUAUAAACCUCCUUUUUUAUGUUACUCUACAGUCUACAUAAUCAUUCUGGUAAAAAGUAGUAUGCGGAAAUUCAAAGUAUUUUAGGAUUAAAAAGAAAAAAAAAAGAAAAAGCAAUUUAAUAACUAAUUGUUCAGUGAGAGUAUCAUCAGGUCCUGAUUUAAUUCAUUUUUGCUGUACCAUGACCUUAAAAAAUAAUUUUAAUAAUAUUUCCCCUUAUCAUAUUUCAGAAUUAUAUGUGAUAAUUCACUUUGACGCCUUUUUAAUUGAAUCGAAGUGCUCAAAUCUGUAUGGUGUUUGGAAGAUUAAUAUAGUGUAUAUGGCAUUAUCAUGAUUUGAACACAUACUUGAGC